GCAUGGAUGUGCUGCUCCCUACUCACCUUUCGGUGAUGUCUUUGAUUGGCUUCUAUUGAAUAUAAUCUUUGAUUCAAAUCAUCCAUCGUGAUUCCCCACAAUAUGCACGAGCUUCCACUGCUAUACGCGACAGGGAUAAGCACUCGGUGACUCGGCGGGGCCACACGAACGUCCAUUAUGCCAUCACACAUAUAAGGCUCCACCAUAUAUUGCAUAUAUUAUUGAACAUAUAUUAAAUCUAUUGCCAAACAUGUCGAAUCCCUUCUUCGGCAGUUCAUCUCCUCCUGAGCCAGCCGAAGAAACCACGGAAGAGACGAUAUUUUCAGGACAACCUGCAGUUUUCAUCCUACCAACACAUUUGCCCAUUGGCAAGUUACAUGAAACUGAGAGCAAACUAGUGCGAUAUGGUGGCAUACUCACUUAUGAUAUUUCAGAAGCCACCAUCAUUUUGGGAAAGAUUGGCCAGAAGAAGCGAGCGGCGCUCGAGCUUCGUUCUCGGGGACUUUGGACUGAGGAGAUUCCAAUCACUUUCGAAUCACCUUCAACGAUAUCUAAGCUAGAUCAGCAGCCACUGUCAAAACGGAGGAAAACAAGUACUACGUCGGCUGCCAAUGCGGGUAUUGAGCUUGUCGAUCUGAGCACAGAGUCAGAGUCCGAAGAAGAUGGAGUUCGGAGUCGACAUGAUCCGGGCAAACAUCUUGUACAAUCAGCAAAAGAAGCCGAGAAUACAGUAACUCUUCUAAAAUUGGAAUGGCUAGACCACUCAAUUGCUGCACGAAGAGCACUUCCCUGGGAUUCAUUCGUGGUCUAUAAAGGGCAAAAGACCGCACGCCCUACCCCUGCUGCCCCAGCAAAGUCGCCUUCACACAAACCCACCAGUGCAAUUUUACAGCGCGCCAAAGAAGACGCGGCCUCGCAACCAUCUCCAGAUGCUUCCAAGUACUUCCAUUCUCGCCGGUCCAAAGAGCCUCCUGACGGCGCGGGUAGUCAGCGCCAGCGACCGACUCUGUACCGGCAGACAACUUCAGAGCACGACGAGGCCUUUCCUUCACCACCUCAACCAGACUGGGUCCGUGAUCAGGUCCUCUACGCAUGUAUGCGUUCAGCGCCCUUACAUCCACCAAAUGAAGACUUCAUCUCCCAACUCGUCAAGAUCCGUCGCAUAAGGGAACUCACGCUUGACGAAAUUGGAGUGAGAGCGUACAGUACCUCGAUAGCCGCAAUAGCAGCGUAUCCGCACGUCAUUAGAAGACCAAGUGAGAUACUAUCUUUGCCAGGCUGUGAAGCAAAAAUCGCAAAUCUUUUCGCCGAAUUCCUGCAGCAUGGCGGCUGUGAGCAUACCGACGAUGACGGAACUGUUGCUGCGGCCAACGCCUUGGAAACAGACCCCGUGCUCCGUGUUCUGGACACGUUCAAUCGGAUCUGGGGAGUCGGAGCGAAGACUGCGAGGGAUUUCUAUCACCACCGUGGAUGGCGGGAUCUGGAUGAUAUCGUUGAACAUGGAUGGAAUUCAUUAUCUCGUGUACAGCAAAUUGGCGUGAAGUUCUUUGACGAGUUUCAAGAGGGGGUUUCUCGUCGUGAAUCGGAGAAGAUUGCUGAAACCGUACGGCGGCACGCGAACAAGGUACGGCCCGCAGCGGACGGUAGGAUUGAGUGUAUAAUCGUUGGUGGCUAUCGUCGAGGCAAAGAGCUUAGCGGUGACGUCGACGUCAUCCUCACACACCGCGACGAGGAUAUUACUCACAGUCUUGUCAUGGACGUCGUCGCUAGCCUCGAGGCAGAGCUUUAUGUCACACACACACUCGCACUGCAUCUUACGUCUUCGCACCGUGACCAACAAACCAUUCCCUACAGAGGUGAUGAAACGGGCAAACAUUUUGACUCCCUCGACAAAGCCUUGGUCGUCUGGCAGGACCCGCAUUUUAAGGAUUCCAGUUCCACAGAUCCACAGGGUUCAAGCAAUCGUAAGAAGAAUCCAAAUCACCAUAAACGUGUUGACAUUAUCAUUUCGCCCUGGCACACAAUUGGGUGUGCCGUGUUGGGAUGGUCGGGGGACACUACAUUCCAACGAGACCUAAGACGAUAUGUGAAAAAGGCACAUAUGUGGAAGUUCGACUCUAGUGGAGUGCGCGAACGGACCACUGGUGGCCAGGUGCUGGAUCUGGAACAUGGUGGAGAGACGUGGGAAGAGAGGGAGAGGUUGUUGAUGGAGCGAUUAGGAAUCGGAUGGAGGCCUCCACAAGAGAGAUGUACUCGUUGAAGACACACUUGGGCUUGACAUGGAGCCCAGUCUCAUUUCGAAAGCAGAUGGACGACAAUAUGAAGCUCAAUGAUACUACAAGUAGAUGAUCACGGUCAAGGACAUAUACAACGCAAAAUAAUUAAGAGUCGAAGGACUCGGGCAU
Penicillium brasilianum is the source of this 2405-nucleotide messenger RNA. The record is from the annotation of a GenBank genome assembly. NCBI's taxonomy places the organism in Eukaryota, Fungi, Ascomycota, Eurotiomycetes, Eurotiales, Aspergillaceae.